AUGGAUUGGCUUCAGCUGGUCUCCCUCCAUCCUGUAUCACUUUAUCAACUGGUUGCUUUUCCUUUUGCAGUUCUGUUCAAUUAUCUCUGCCUCACAGAUUCGUUUUCCACCCGGGCCAGGUACCUCUUUCUCCUGGCUGGAGGCGGUGCCCUGGCCUCGGCUGCCAUGGGUUCCUACUCUCUGCUCGUCCUCACCCCUGCCUUCUGUGCUGGGGUUCUGGUCUCCUCACUCGGCGCACAGGAAGUCCACAGGCUGACCUUCUUCUUUCAGAUGAGCUGGCAGACCCUGUGUCACCUGGGUCUUCACUACGCCGAGUACUACCUGCAAGAGCCCCCUCCUGUGAGGUUCUACAUCUCUCUUUCUUCCCUCAUGCUCUUGACCCAGAGGGUCACGUCUCUGUCACUGGACAUCAGUGAGGGAAAAGUGGAGAAAACACCUGGAGGCACCAGGAGCAGAAGCUCUUUGGCUGAGCAUCUGUGUAAAGCUCUGCCCUAUUUCAGCUACUUGCUCUUUUUCCCUGCUCUCCUGGGAGGCCCCUUGUGUUCCUUUCAGAGGUUUCGGGCUCGUAUUCAAAGAUCUAACUCUUUGUAUCCCAGUAUCUCUUUCUGGGCUCUGACCUGGAGGGGCCUGCAGAUUAUUGGACUGGAGUGCCUCAAGGUGGCCCUGAGGAGGCUGGUGAGCCCAGGAGCCGGACUGGAUGAUUGCCAGCAGCUGGAGUGCGUUUAUGUCAUGUGGCACACAGCUGGGCUCUUCAAACUCACCUACUACUCGCACUGGAUCCUGGACGACUCUCUCCUCCAUGCUGCAGGCUUUGGAUCUGAAUCUGGCCAGAGGCCUGGGGAGGAGGGAUAUGUCCCGGAUGCGGACAUCUGGAUGCUAGAAACAACCCACAGGAUAUCCCUGUUCACGAGGCAGUGGAACCGAAGCACAGCUCGGUGGCUGAAGCGGCUAGUCUUCCAGAACAGCCGGUGCUGGCCGGUGCUGCAGACCUUUGCCUUCUCAGCCUGGUGGCACGGGCUCCACCCCGGACAGGUGUUUGGCUUCCUGUGCUGGGCUGUGAUGGUAGAAGCUGACUACCUUAUUCACACCUUUGCCACUGUGUUUUUUCGAUCCUGGCCACUGCAGUUGCUCUAUAGAGCCCUUGCCUGGGCCCAUACCCAGCUCAUCAUUGCCUACAUAAUGCUGGCUGUUGAGGUCAGGAGUCUGUCUUCUCUCUGGCUGCUGUGCUGUUCUUACAACAGUGCCUUCCCCAUGCUGUACUGUGUUUUGCUUUUUCUAUUAGCAAAGAGAAAACCCAAAUGUAACUGA
Molecule: messenger RNA, 1308 nt
Organism: Nannospalax galili (Upper Galilee mountains blind mole rat)
Lineage: Eukaryota; Metazoa; Chordata; Mammalia; Rodentia; Spalacidae
Gene: Mboat4
Product: membrane bound O-acyltransferase domain containing 4
Exons: 3
Coding region: 1-1308 (435 amino acids)
Biological process (GO): lipid modification; peptidyl-serine octanoylation
Cellular component (GO): endoplasmic reticulum membrane
Molecular function (GO): serine O-acyltransferase activity
Source: RefSeq, a predicted model, not a curated record